Molecule: messenger RNA, 5979 nt
Organism: Tetranychus urticae (two-spotted spider mite)
Lineage: Eukaryota; Metazoa; Arthropoda; Arachnida; Trombidiformes; Tetranychidae
Gene: Cpsf160
Product: cleavage and polyadenylation specificity factor subunit 1
Cellular component (GO): nucleus
Molecular function (GO): nucleic acid binding; protein binding
Source: RefSeq, a predicted model, not a curated record
UAUUCACAGAGAAAUAGUGAAAAGUAAUACUAACACAUGAAUGUUGGGUUUUUUUGUUGUAAUUUAAUUGUAUUUUUCUCUAUUUAAAUACUUAGAAUUGAUUUAACUAUUAUUUGCUCUUGUGCCAAUGUAUACCAUUGUCAAAGAGAUCCACAGUUCAACCACUGUGGAACACUCUAUAUACUGUCACUUUUUUAGCUUCAAAGAAAAAAAUUUAGUGAUAGCGUCUUUUAACCAGCUUAAGGUUUAUCGGUUGGUUGGUGAGGAAAAAACUGAUGUUUCGAAUCAAAACCAAGAGAUUGGUUCACCAUCUAUUGAUACUGACGGUGAAAAAUUAAACAAAGAAGACAAUGUUAAAGUCAAAUUAGAGUGUCUAAAAACCAUUCCUUUAUACAGCGAGAUAUGUUGUCUUAAAAGUAUUAAAUUAAUUGGAUCCAAGCGUGAUUCCCUAUUGAUCAGUUUUGCUGAUGCAAAGCUAGCUCUUGUUGAAUACGAUCCGGCUAACCAUGAUCUUAAAACACUCUCAUUGCAUUACUUCGAGGAGGAUGAUAUUAAAGGUGGUAGAACUCAAUAUCCACAAGGUCCAAUUAUACGGGUUGAUCCUGAUGGAAGGUGUGCAGCUAUGCUCAUUUAUGGUCGUACAUUAGUAAUUAUACCAUUUAGGAAAGAUUUAGGCGCAAUCGAAGAGACUGAGACAAGUGUUCCUGGACUUGGUAGAGAUAACAUAGGUAUUCCUAAUUCUGGAAACAACCUUUCGUCUGCAAACAAGCUUGACAAGAGUAAAACAACAAGCAAUGCCUCUGAAGGGGAUACAAACCAAGCUAAAUAUCCUGUUAUGGCCUCCUACAAGUUGAAUCUUAACGACAAACAGUAUGCUGAAGAAAAAAUUCACAAUAUAAUAGAUUUCCAAUUUCUUAAUGGUUACUAUGAGCCAACUUUAUUAAUUCUUCAUGAACCGGUUCGGACCUGGGCUGGUCGAGUUGCAGUCCGGCGUGAUACCUGUUCAAUGGUAACUUUAUCUCUGAAUGUUCACCAAAGAGUUCACCCUGUUAUAUGGUCUACUAGUCAUUUGCCAUUUGAUUGUUUUGCUGCCUUACCAGUACCUAAACCAGUCGGUGGAGUGAUAAUUUUUGCUGUUAAUUCUUUAAUCUAUCUUAAUCAAAGUGUACCUCCGUAUGCUGUAUCUCUUAAUAGUUUUGCUGAUUCUACUACCGCUUUCACUAAAAUAACACAAAAGGGAGUCAAGUUGUCCCUUGAUUGUUCUCAAGCAACUUUUGUUAGUAACGAUAAAAUUGUGUUGAGCUUAAAAGGCGGUGAACUUUAUGUGGUAACUCUUUUUAGCGAUGGAAUGAGAAGUAUUCGUGCUUUUCAUUUCGAUAAAUCAGCUUCAAGUGUUAUUUCAAGUUGUUUGACCACUUGUGAAGAAGGAUAUCUUUUCUUAGGAUCUCGACUCGGAAAUUCAUUGCUUCUUAAAUAUACUGAAAAAAUAGUUGAAGGUCGGCCCAAAGCAUUAAAUCUUACAACGGAUGCCGCAAUGAAUGAAGACGAUCCAAUGUUAGCCGGUUCUCCUGUACCUGAAGUACUGGGAGAAGCAAUCGAUCCCUUACCAGUAUCUUCAUCAACUCAGCCUAAUGAAAAUGUAUCAACUGAACCAGAAUCACAAAUGGACUUUGAAGAAAACACACCAGCGAAUGAAAACCCAACUGUAGUCGAAACUGAAGAAAAUCUCGGUGAGACUCAAGAGCCUGCAACUUCUAGCGAAAUAACUUCAGUAGUCAUUAAAACCGAACAAAUUGACGAAGCUACUUCAGUUAUGGAUGCUCGCACUGAUGAACAUCUAUUAGAACCAAAAGUAGAACCAGAAUCACAAGAGUCACAACCAACCUCUUCUAGUGUUUCUGCUAUUGAUUCCAACUUAAAUGCUGACUCGAGACAAGAAGCUGCAUCCAAUUACAAUGCAUCACCACCUUUGGAUGGAAAUGGCAAUAUUCCCGGUUUUGACAAUCCAUCCAAUGACUCGAAUGAUUCUAAUAAUAGUAAUCGAAUUAGGAAUAGUCCCGAGAAUCAAAUAAAUAACGAAAGUACUUCAGAUACUUUGUAUAAUAAUACUUUGGACAAUAGUAAUUUAGAUAAUAACACUAUGGAUGAUAGCAAUCUGUAUGGGACGCCUUCAGAAAAUCAAGUCAACUUUGUCAAUAAUGAUGAUCAACAUAUGACUGAUUUAGACGAAUCUCAGCAUCUCAUUGAUGAUUUUGAUGAAAUAGCCGAUAGAAAGCCUGAUGAUAUUGGUGAUUGGGCAGCUGGUGAUGUUGCCCUCAUGAAAGAUCCAGAUGAACUUGAAGUAUAUGGUCAAGAAGAAGAUGAUGAAGAUCAGCUUACAACCAGUUUCUCUUUCGAACUUUGUGAUUCUCUAAUCAAUAUUGGUCCCUGUGGACGAACCUGCAUGGGUGAACCCGCUUUUUUACCUGAAGAAUUCUCUCAUUCCGCUGAUCCUCAAGUAGAACUGGUAACUACCUCAGGCUAUGGUAAAAAUGGUGCUCUUUGUGUUAUCCAACGAUCUAUCAGACCUCAAUUGGUGACCACUUUUGGUUUGCCCAACUGUCUCGAUAUGUGGACAGUUCACAGUCCUAUCGCAGCCGUACUUGAAACUGAGGAAGAUGACAAUGAUCUCUACCAGAAUUUUCAACCCAAAGAUGAUAAAAGAUCAGCCAAAUAUCAUUCGUUCCUAAUUUUAAGUCGCACUGACUCUACCAUGAUCCUUAAGACCGGAGCAGAAAUCAAUGAAGUCGAUCAUAGUGACGUUUCGAGUCAAAGUCCUACUAUUUUCGCUGGUAAUCUCGCUGAUGGCAAAUAUAUACUUCAAGUUUCCCCAAUGACUGUUCGAUUAUUAGAAGGAACUAGACAAAUACAGCAUUUGCCACUGAAUCUGGGUUCUCCCAUCGUAUUUUGCUCGCUUGAGGAUCCAUAUGGAGUGAUUUUGACUGAACUUGGAGUUAUCGCACUUCUAACAUUGAAAAUAGAUCCAAAUACUGGUAACCCACGACUUGCUGCAUCGCGUCUAUCUUUGUCUCAAAGCAAAUCCAAAAUUACUACAAUUUGUAUUUACAAAGAUGUUAGUGGUAAAUUUACUACAACCACAACAGAAGCAUCAUUGGACUUGUCAAAUCAUACCUCUGUGGUCAAAUCUGAAAAAGACGGUUUAGACAUAUCGGAAGCAUCUCAAAUACCUCUUAUCGCUACAACUAUUGAUGAUGAAGAUGAACUUCUUUACGGAAGCUCAAGUAUCGAGAUGAUCAGCAGCUUACCUGAUAGCAGUCAGAAUAAGACAAAUUCUACUUUCACUGAACCGCCAGCAUCAACAUCAAGCCAACAAAAUGGUGAACAGUUAAUUGCCCCGAAACAAAUACCAACACAACCAGAAUAUGAACCAACUUAUUGGCUAUUCGCUGUUCGUGAAAAUGGUGUUCUUGAGAUAUUUCGCAUUCCUGAUGCUACACCAGUUUAUUAUGUUAAAAAUUUUCCGAUGGGUUCUAAAAUAUUAUCAGAUUCUGCUCCUGGGGAAGAAGUUAACCGAGCAGAUUCUGGAGUACUACCCGUCAACAGAGAGAUUAUGAUUUCUGGAAUGGGUCUAUCACAUUCUCGACCAAUUAUGUUUGCUCGAUUUGAUAAUGAAAUUCUCAUUUAUGAAAUGUUUCCCUAUCAUGAGACUCAUAUUGUUGGCCAUUUGAUGAUUCGUUGGCGGCGUAAAGAAACUACUUUAAUUGUCAGAGAACCUCGACUAGUUAGAACGAAUAAAUCAUCACCCACCCGAGGAAGUGCUGCAACAAACUCUUCUCAACGUCCUACCUCUAAUGGUUUAAACUCAGAUCUUUUAUCAUCACUGCCUUCAACUUCAUCUUCAUCUAAUGUUUUGGACCGUGAAACAAUGCACCAAAGAUGGUUCCGUACAUUUACUGAUGUGUCUGGUUACUCUGGAGUCUUCAUCUGCGGACCGUAUCCUCACUGGUGUUUCAUGACCUCAAGAGGUGAACUUCGCAUCCAUGAAAUGAAUAUUGACGGUCCUGUCAUCUCUUUUGCCCCUUUCCAUAACGUCAACUGUCCUAAAGGUUUUCUGUAUAUAAAUGCCAAAAGUGAACUUCGGAUUGCUGUUUUACCUACCCAUGUUACUUAUGAUGCACCUUGGCCUGUUCGUAAAGUUCCCCUCCGAUGUACAAUAGAUUUUGUAAAUUAUCACGUCGACUCCAAAUGUUACUGUGUUGUUACUUCAACUCAAGAAGCUUAUAACAAGGUUGUUCGAGUUGGUGGUGAGGAUAAAGAUUACGAUGUCUUAGAACGUGACCCAAGAUAUAUCUGGCCCACUAUGGAAAGAUUUCACAUUCAACUGUUUUCGCCAGUUUCAUGGGAAAUGAUUCCUAACACAAAGAUUACACUCGAUGAGUGGGAACAUGUGACUUGUCUUAAAAAUGUUAUGCUUAACUCAGAAGGAACUGAGAGUGGUUUAAAGGGUUAUAUUGCUGCUGGUACUAAUUACUGUUAUGGUGAAGAUGUCACUAACCGAGGAAGAAUAUGGAUUCUCGACAUUAUCGACGUUGUCCCUGAACUCGGGCAACCUUUGACUCGAAGUAAAAUCAAAAUUGUUUACUGUAAAGAACAGAAAGGACCAGUUACAGCAAUAUGUCAAAUCCGUGGUUUACUUCUAAGUGCAGUUGGUCAGAAAAUUUAUAUCUGGCAACUAAAGGAAUCUCAGCUUGUUGGUGUUGCCUUCAUUGAUACUCAAAUUUACAUUCAUCAAGCAGUUUCUGUUAAAAAUUUGAUUCUUAUUGCCGAUGUGUACAAGUCGAUAUCUCUGCUUCGUUACCAAGAAGAUACACGAACUUUAGCUUUAGCAAGUCGAGAUUGUCGAUCAUUCGAGGUAUACGCAUGUGAAUUUCUUGUGGAUAACAAUCAACUGUGUUUCCUAGUAGCUGAUGGUGAUAAAAAUCUUCUAGUGUACAAUUAUAAUCCCGAGUCACGAGAAAGCGUUGGCGGUACAAGAUUACUUCGACGAGGUGACUAUCACCUUGGAUCUUUGGUAAAUUGUUUUUUCCGUGUUCGCUGUAAAUAUCCAUCACAUGUUUCUUCAUUCUUCACUUUCUGUUCAUCUUCAUCUUCAUCCUCAUCUGUAAACAAUAAAAAUAAUGAACCAACGAUAGAUCAAGAGGCAAAGAAAGCUAUUGAGCGUCGUCAAGCAACAGUUUUCCCAACUCUGGAUGGAACAAUCAACUUCAUCUUACCCGUCCCAGAGAAAACGUAUCGUAGAUUAUUUAUGCUUCAAAAUACGAUGAACGCACAUGUUCAACAUACUGCCGGAGUCAAUCCCAAAGGUGUACAUAUGGUUAAAUUUUAUAAAAAAUGUUUGACCAAUCCGUGUAAAAAUGUAUUAGAUGGAGAUCUCCUUUAUCGUUUCUAUAAUCUUUCAAUAAGUGAAAAGGCUGAGCUUUGUAAGAAAAUUAGUUCAACUCCUGAUCAGAUUAUCGAUGACCUCCAGGAGAUUGAUCAAAUAACUGCUCAUUUUUAAAAAUAAGAGUUGUUAGCAUUUGUUACACCAUAAUUAUAAAUAUAACUAUUUUUACACCACUUUGAGUAUUGAGGUCAUAAUGAUUAAAUUACCUCUUAUCUCCAAUUGAACUGGUCUGAACUUUUAUGAAUUACAUUUUAUCCCAUGGAUAUCAUAAUUAUGAAUGAAUUAACUCUUGGUAACAAUGUUGAUGACUAUAUUAAUGAACUGCUGUAACAGAUUGUAUCACCACUAUUCAAUUUAGUGUUGAAUCUCAAGAGUUUAUAGAGAUUGCUUGAUGAAUUGAACUGAAUCAUCUUAUUUGACUCAACACAAACAAAUUAAAAAUCUUUUAAUUGUAAUGACCACCAACCAAAGUAUAAAAAUUCAAAAACGAAUCUGAUGUAUUUUAUGUAAUUAUUAUAACUUUUAUUCCUGAUCAA